AAAAAGAAGAAGAUUGAAAAUAGCAAAAUAAAUCAAAUUCGGCUUGUUCGCGUAGAUAAAAUUCAGUUUUAUUGCAAUAAUGUCUAGAGAUAAAAGUGUGUGGUUCGCUGAAGAAAUACUGCUUGACGCUAAGCUCAUCAAUUUCCAAUUAGAAACUGGAGAAUGGGAUGCUGUUGAGGAAAUGUUACGUGCUGAAGCCCAGCUGUCCAGAGACGCAGAAACUGGGAGAUUGAGGCCAAAGAAAGCAUCAGAAUAUACCCUUCGUCUCAUUGCUGAAGUGCUUCACAUAAUGAGGUUAGACGUCGAGCAAGCAUCUUACAACCGCAGUACAUUGGCUGUGGCGGAACAAUGUUUACGCUUAGUAAGAUCGUGUGCUGCUGCAGGAACUAAGAUGCAAACCUACAUAUCUAAAGAGCUCUCUAUACUUGACUCAAUGUAUAUUUUGGCUUCUGAGUACCAUAAUCCGAGUGUUGAUUUUAUCAAUGAAGAAUUACAAAAGAAAUAUGAGUCUUGUAUGACAGUACUCGUUCAGACUUUAGGAAACCUAGUUGUAAAUAAUCCUUAUAACCAAAUCAUGAUCUGGACAAAAUUUGAUUCAACAAUACUGAAUUGUUUGGUUGGACAAAAUGAAAAAAUUGCAUCUGCUGCGGCUAUGAUUGUAUACAACAUAUUGCUGGGUCAACCAAAUGUAUUUCCUGAGGAUAUAACACUCCUCAAUUCACUUGGAUACAUGUACAUAAGUGGCAACACUGAGUAUCCUCACUUGAUCAUUGAAUAUCUUAUUGGUGUUGAGAAUGCAUAUAUUGAGAAACUAUAUGCAAAAUUAGACCCCGAAUGUAGAAUGCUAGUGCUCAAUUUGGCUUACAACAUUCUCAUGUCUACAGAGUCGCAAGACAUAAAUGUAUCUGUUAAUUUUGUAAAAUUUAUGGCUCAUGAGUUCAAAAGAAAAUCUGAUUGUAUACUAAAAACAGUAGACAAGUAUGUUGAGACAAUUGAGCCUCAGGAGGUGGUGUUCCUACUAGAGAUCAUAGCUACGGCCUCUAGUAUGGACACAUACAUGGAUUGUCUACAAAGUGACACAUCUUUAUUUAUCAACUGCGCUUUUCUUUUAAGAGCCAUUCACAAAUUAGGAAAAGAAAGUAAUAACUUUUUCUCAUCAAUAAAUAAGUUAUAUGAGGCAACUGGCAAGCAGUUUGUUAGUGAUGAGAUUACACCAGCAGUAAACAUCCCAACCAGUAAUCCACUGUGUAAAAAUGAUUCAGCUGACAACAUGCUGUCCUGCAAUGAAACUCAAUCAGAAUGCACAGAAUCUGAAAGUAGUGAACAAUACUUUGAAUGCAAUGACAAUAUUCAAUUUAUGGAUAAGUUUGACAAUGUGAACAAUUUGGAAAACUUACAGACAUUAAAGUUUGACAUGCUGGACAAAAAUUCUAAAGAAUAUAACACAAACAUGAAUGACCUUACUAAGGUCGCAUUUAAAAGGAGCAGCUCAGUACCAAAAUCUGAUGAUAGAACGUUGACCGUGUUGCCAACAAGAAGGAUAAGUCUCGAACACAAAAUUGAUAUAGGCGAUGACAAUGAACCUCCACUUAUUAUUGACGCUCAAUCGCCGACAGCGACAAUGAACACUAUAACUGAAGUAAUCCCUGUAGGUCUUCAACCAAAAUUAGACCUACAAGAGGGCAGCAGAACAGACUCUCAGGACAGUUCUCCAAAUGAUCCACCCACAGAAAUACACGUACCAAAAGCUGAAACGAAGGAAGUCAAAUCCUCACCCAGUGAAAUAUCACCACCAUUGUCAGAAGUGCAGCAUGAAACUGAAUCUCAAAAACAGUCGCCAGAUACGCCAAAAGAAGUAAAGAAAAGUCAGAAUUUGUCCACAGACUUUGAUUUGAGUGAGCAGCUACAAAAGAUUUUGGGCAUAUCGUCAGAAAAAACACGUACGGAUAGUUCUAAUAUUGAAAAGAAAAAUGAGGCAGUUAAGGAAGUAAAAAUUGCAGAUGAUAGUACUACUAACAAAAUACCAUUUGUUAAAAUCGACUCACCAGAAUCACAUAAAACAAGACUUGGGGCUAUAGACAUGACUACGGAAAAGAAGCCUGUUACAAAUGUGGAGACUGUUGAGCAGCAUGUUUCAUUUGGUUUCAAAGCAACAUUAGUAAGGACUCUUGCAAAUUUAUGCUGGAAAAACCAGGAAAACAAAAGACAGAUAAGAGAAUUGGAAGUCAUACCAGUGCUGCUUGAUUGUUGUAACAUUGAUGCCAGAAAUCCAUUAAUUAUGCAGUGGGUUAUAUUCGCAGUACGCAACCUUUGUGAAAACUGCCCAGAAAAUCAGGAAGUUAUAUCAAAGAUGACCCUUCAAGGUCCCAUGGAUAAUGAGUUAUUGCAAGAGAUGGGCUUAACACUACACACUGAUGCAAAUGACAAUUCUAUUAGAAUUGUUCCAUUGCAGAGAAGCUAAGUUGUUGGCCACUAAUCAUAAUAAUUAAUAUUGUCCGUAGUUGUAUUUAAAGUGCUAUUAUGUAGCUA
Messenger RNA from Aricia agestis (brown argus), 2529 nucleotides. Its product is annotated as ataxin-10. Bases 80 to 2461 code for a protein of 793 amino acids. The record is from RefSeq and is a predicted model, not a curated record. Gene Ontology annotation, cellular component: cytosol. Gene Ontology annotation, biological process: neuron projection development. The transcript has 8 exons. NCBI's taxonomy places the organism in Eukaryota, Metazoa, Arthropoda, Insecta, Lepidoptera, Lycaenidae.